AUGACAACUCCAGCGAGAUCACUAGGUGUCAACGAGAUUCGCUUAGUGGGCAUUCGAGAAACCGAUGGCGUUGCUGCAUACUCGUUGGCGACAUCGGUAUAUCCCAUAGCUGAAAAUCGACCGUACACCGCCCUCUCCUACGUCUGUGGAAACACGGAACCUGAGGGAUCCGACAAACCUGAAGCGUCCGAUAGACAUGACGAACCUCACCAAUUCGAGGGACCCAAAAUCUUUAUAGACGGGGUGGAGAAACCAAUAUACGAAAAUUUAUACAAUGCGCUGCCCUCGCUCUUUACCUUUUCUCAGAAGGACCGGGGUGGUGGGAAAGAGGAAGCACACUUCUGGAUGGAUCAAAUUUCUAUCGAUCAGAAUGACGAGCAGCAGAAAGCAAAUCAAAUGCUUCACAUGACGGAUAUCUACUCUCGAGCAGAGAGAGUCUUGAUCUGGCUCGGCCCAGUCAGCGAGAAUCUCAAAGCUCUAUUGCAAACUUUCGCCGAAGUCAUCGGUCCAGGGGCACGACGAGCUGGCAUUCUAAGUAUAGGGCCAGAGCUCGCCACCAGCUGGCCGGCCUUCCGAAACAAUCCUGAUCUUAGACCUGUGCGUAGGCAGGUUGUGCGCUUCUUCUCCUCUGAACCCUUCCGACGCGCAUUUGCGACCAGGCUCGACAUGUUGCUAGCCUUCGAGGCGCUGACAUGGAACAAAUGGUUUGCACGUACCUGGACCAUCCAAGAACACACCGUGUCUACUUCCACGGUUUUCGCGCUGGGUGUUGACACCUUUGUUGAUGGUGACGAUUUCAUGGCAUCGAUCCUUUGCUGCACACUAUGGUCUAUAAACACAGCACGACCCUUGAUGCAGUCCCGUUUUCUGCCACUGCGGCUGUUUCGGUUUGCACUGCUUUGGUAUUACGAGAAGCCUGGGCUCUUCGACUACUUGAUCGAUACCGUGCGGUUGAAAGAUCCCGAUCGGCCCAGGGGGUGGAACUCCCGAGCAAGUACCAUGCUUGGUGAGAGACGCAAGCGCCUGAGGGCACAAGACGGCGACCACACACAGACAAGCUUGAAGGCUUGCCUCGUGCGUACCUUCAUCCCAGAGUCGACCGAAGCUUCGGAGUGCACCCGGGAGAUUGAUCGAAUCUGGGCGCUGUUCGGAAUGUGCACGGACCGCAGCAUACUCGAAACAGGAGGCUUCCCACUGAACUACAAAGUGCCUUGGAGAGAGGCGUACCGUGAGGUUUCGAGAACACUGAUUCGCCUCGGUCAUACGGAUAUCUUGGGAAUCGAAAGGAAAGGGGAAGCAGGGAGCGCUCAGACCAACAUGUCCCGCAACGAGACACAGCUACCCUCCUGGACGGCGGACUGGUCUGUCCCACUGAGACGGCCACUAUGCGGACUCCUAGAGGAUGGCCUCUUCAAAGCCGCAACCCAUCUCCAAGUUAGCCUAGGCGAGCAGCGUCCACGCGUCUCGAGCGGCGAAGACAAUACCCUCACGAUCCAGGGGUACUGUCUGGGGCCCAUUCGAGCGGUGGGAACCGUCUUCACCACAUCCAAGCCCGACAGCGAGCUCGACUACGCCCAGGCCGAGAUCUACCUGCGAGAGAUCGCGGCCUUCGUGGAGCAAUCAACCCUCAUCCCCGCGCGGCUCAAGGCCCACGCCAAAGCCUACAUCCCCGUGCACGGCCUCGAGUACAACUAUCUCGCCAUCGCGCGCCGCGCGGAGCCCACCAGCGUGCAGCGCGGCUACGAUGACAUGAAGAAAUGCGCGGUCCGGGGCGCUGGGCCGCGCUUUGUGAUCAGCCAGGAACUUCUCUCGUACAAGGCCUUCAUGGAGCGGUGUCUGGGCAAGCGUCCCUUCAUCACGGCGCGAGGCCACGUCGGGCUGUGUGCCGGCCCGGCUGAGGCGGGCGAUGUCUUGGCCGCCCUCGCCGGGGCUCCUGGGCUGGUCAUCUUGAGUGGAUCGGCGGCGGCGGCGGUGGCGGUGGCAGCAGCAGCAGCAGGAGGUGGUCAAGACCACGCAACAACCCACAGUGAGGACGUCGGCGCCUUUGAGGUCGUGGGUGAAGCGUUCGCGUAUGGCCUUAUGGAUGGGGAGAUGGCUGCGAUGGAGGACCUGGAGGAGACUCGCUUCGUGCUUUGCUGAGCUCACGGCAUGCCGCAUAUAUUUCCUAGAGACAAUACAUACCCCUGUAGGCGAGAUGCUUGCAUGGCGGAGCCUCAAUCCAGCGUGAUCAUGUUGAAAGGUGUCACUUCAGGUGAAAGAGAGGGAGACAGUAGAUUUUGUGCUCCGGUGAGGAAAGGACGCACUAUGUGAGCCAGGACAUCAAUAUCACAGGGGAAGCAG
Cladophialophora immunda is the source of this 2340-nucleotide messenger RNA. RefSeq lists its product as uncharacterized. Bases 1 to 2139 code for a protein of 712 amino acids. The transcript has a single exon. Lineage: Eukaryota; Fungi; Ascomycota; Eurotiomycetes; Chaetothyriales; Herpotrichiellaceae. The record is from RefSeq and is a predicted model, not a curated record.